UACCGAUUCCUGCCGAGUGAAUUAACUUCCCUUCUCACUGCUUUGCGUCGGCAGACUCACGAAUUUUCGGUUUGGCAAGAGAAGCUCUGUUUACUGCUCCGCGAGUGCAAAGACGGCCGUAAGCCAGAACUGGAAGACUUGCGAGGAUUGCUUGAUUCGCCGUUAGCGCUUGACUACCCACACUGUGAAGUCAGUGAGGAAGCGCGUGAAAUCGUCAGGCAGUGCGACCGUGUUGUGAAUCGUGCAAGGGCAAUCAUGCGCCAGCGUACACAGAUCAGGGAUCAAUUAGGAAUGCGUGAAAGCUUCCCUGUGAUUGAUGAAAGAGACGUGCAAAGCAUCGGGCUGGAUGUCGAUAGUCUACCAUGUUCUGUAUCUGAUUUGAGGAACGAUAUAAUGGUGUUGCUCAAAUGCCAGUGGCUAAAGCGUGCACAUAAACUUUUGAACUGGAAACGAUUGAAAUUAGUAGAUUCGGAUAGUGAAAACAGCGAUGACCACACGAAUGAUGGGAAAGGAAGCGAAAAUUGCACUUUGAAGACUUUUGAUGAUGUAUUGUACAGUAUAAGAAAAUCCUUUAUAAUGAGGAAUUCACCUGCUCACGCCUGUGCUGAAGAACGUCGUGAAGGCAUUCGUUGUUUUUGUCAACGAAUUUGUAAUAUGUUUUAUCUGCGGAAUUCCUAUUACAACAUUUUUGAGAUACUAACUGGUCGCGACGAUUUGGCCGAAUUAAUUGAGGGCAUUCCAAUGCCGCUUAGCCCGUUCAAGGCAUAUUCGAUACGCGAAGAUUGGACAUAUAUUGAAAGUUUCGAGUCCGUGGAACAGCUUAAGAAUCACAUCAGUUCGGUAUUUACUAAGCAGCGCGAACUAAUGGUGGCUUUGCGGACAGCAAACGAUGCGCGUUCGGUUAGUGAGACUUGUCUCUGCGCUGGUCAUACUCAGGCAGAAGCACCAGCAGACAACUGUGCUUUUCUUAGUUGUUUGCUCUGCCACGCCAAAUAUCAUUCAUCAUGUGUGCAGUGGGAAUGGUUCAUGGAGCAUCUUCCUGUCGGCUAUUAUCUUUGUGUACGAUGCCUGCGUAGCCGUCGGCCACUUCUUGAAGAUGUGAAAAGUCUGUGUGAGACUGCUUUGCCAUCAUUGGAACGUGUGCUGGUGGAGUGUGCGUUGAAUCAGACCGAACUGGUCUAUGGAGAGGCCUUGAAAUGCAUCGAGCAGUUCUCUGGUGGUAAUGUCAUUGAUGAUACAGCCCUUUGCAAAAAGAUCGAUGAAUGUCUGAUACCGGUAUUCUGCAAUGAAAUAUUGAAGUCAGAGGCAUGGAAACGGAUCAGCGCUGCAUUAACACAAGUGAAACCGGUCACGGAGAUGAGAAAAAGGCUUUGUGAACAAAUUAGGCAGCGGAUGCCUUUGAUACAGCUUUCUGGCGUUUUGUUUUCUGGUUCCGGUUUUGGUCUUAGCAGACGAUAUCGAAAUCUGAAGCGCGGCUUGAUUAUGUCUGAACAGUCUGCCGGGCGGCAUAUGAAACGAAUUAAACACUUCGGAGAAACAGAAGCUUGCGCUGCUGAUAUCUGCUUGAAGCCUUCUGGUGAGAACGUCCGUUGGAUCCAGUGUGAAGGUAAUUGCUCGCGAUGGUAUCAUUACAUUUGUGUAGGGCAAACCAUGGAUCAGACGCAGUACACUUUUUCUUAUUACUGCUAUCGGUGCUGUACACCAUUCCGGACUCCGUUCGCCAGUUCCGGAAAUAACGCUGGUUGA
Molecule: messenger RNA, 1746 nt
Organism: Gongylonema pulchrum
Lineage: Eukaryota; Metazoa; Nematoda; Chromadorea; Rhabditida; Gongylonematidae
Source: the annotation of a GenBank genome assembly